GGGAAUGUCCAACUAGAUUUUUCCUCAAAUUAAUUCCUUUUUCAAGCUUAUUAUCACUCCUCUGGAUUUGUUUUCCAUUUUCUAAUCAAUUUCGGUGUAUUGGUUUGAUUCAGAGGAAUUUGGAGCAAGGAUGAGAGAGGAGCUGUGGUUUGUUAUCUGGGUUCUGUUGCUUUGGGAUUCCAGUUUGGGGAAAUUUUUAGUGGAGAAGAACAGCUUGAAGGUGACCUCACCUGAAUCACUGAAGGGUGUUUAUGAGUGUGCCAUUGGGAAUUUCGGUGUUCCUCAGUAUGGUGGAACAAUGGUGGGCAUUGCUGUUUAUCCAAAGGCAAAUAAGAAGGCCUGCAAGAGUUUUGAUGAGUUUGAUAUCUCAUUCAAAUCCAAACCAGGAGGAUUCCCCACCUUCCUUCUUGUUGACAGAGGAGAUUGCUUUUUCACUGCAAAGGCUUGGAAUGCACAAAAUGCUGGGGCUGCUGCCAUUCUUGUUGCCGAUGAUAAGGUAGAACCUUUGUUAACUAUGGACACACCUGAGGAAGAUAAGGGUGAACCUGAUUAUCUACAGAGCAUUACCAUUCCGUCAGUACUUAUAAGUAAAGCCCUCGGGGAUAGUCUGAAGAAAGCUCUUACAGAGGGCGAGAUGGUUAAUGUAAACCUGGAUUGGAGGGAGUCACUACCCCAUCCGGAUGAUCGUGUGGAGUACGAGUUCUGGACUAACAGCAAUGAUGAAUGUGGCCCCAAAUGUGACAGUCAAAGAGAAUUUGUGAAGAACUUCAAAGGAGCUGCGCAAAUACUUGAGAAAAAGGGCUAUACCCAAUUCACACCACAUUACAUUACUUGGUAUUGUCCUGAAGCUUUUAUCUUGAGCAAGCAGUGCAAAUCACAGUGCAUUAAUCAUGGGCGUUACUGUGCCCCUGAUCCUGAACAAGACUUUAGCAAAGGAUAUGAUGGGAAAGAUGUUGUAGUCCAAAACUUACGGCAGGUCUGCGUGUUUAAGGUUGCCAAUGAAAGUAGGAAGCCAUGGCUUUGGUGGGAUUAUGUGACAGAUUUUUCAAUUAGAUGCCCAAUGAAGGAAAAGAAGUAUACUAAAGAGUGUGCUGAUCAUGUUAUCAAGUCAUUGGGCCUAGAUCUAAAAGAGAUAGAUAAAUGUAUCGGAGAUCCUAAUGUGGAUGUAGAAAAUCCUGUUCUCAAGGCUGAACAAGAUGCGCAGAUUGGGAAAAAUUCUCGCGGUGAUGUGACCAUCUUGCCAACUCUUGUCAUCAACAACCGACAGUACAGAGGUAAACUGGAUAAAGGUGCUGUGCUCAAGGCUAUUUGUGCAGGCUUCAAGGAGACUACUGAACCAGGUGUUUGUUUGAGUGAAGAAAUAGAAACAAAUGAGUGCUUGGAACGGAAUGGUGGAUGCUGGGAAGAUAAGGUUGCUAAUGCCACUGCAUGCAAGGAUACUUUCCGUGGAAGAGUGUGCGAGUGCCCUAUUGUUCGAGGUGUCAAGUUUGUUGGAGAUGGGUAUACGCAUUGUGAAGCAUCCGGAACCGGAAGAUGUGAAAUUAACAAUGGCGGAUGUUGGAAGCAUACCAAACAUGGAAGCACAUUUUCUGCCUGUUUAGAAAACCAUGUCCAGGGAUGCAAAUGCCCUCCUGGUUUUAAGGGUGAUGGCAUUGAUUCAUGCGAAGAUAUCGAUGAAUGCAAAGAGAGAACCGCGUGUCAGUGUUCAGGGUGCAAAUGCAAGAAUACAUGGGGUAGUUACGAAUGCAAUUGCCGUGGCGAUCUGUUAUACAUGAAAGAGCAUGAUACUUGUAUAAGUAAGAAGGCGACAACAGAGGUCGGCUGGAGCUUCUUGUGGGUUAUCUUUUUAGGCCUAUGUAUUGCAGGAGUUGGAGCCUAUGCGAUCUACAAAUAUAGAAUUCGGAGUUACAUGGACUCAGAGAUCCGCGCGAUCAUGGCUCAGUACAUGCCAUUGGACAAUCAAGAAAUUCCGAAUCACCAUAGUCAUCAUGGUGAAAUUUGAGUGAAUAUGUUUCUUGAAAAAACAAUCAAGAGUGCUAAAUUAUAUGUUUGGUAAAAUCAUGAAGGGGUGGUAUGGAUAUAAAGCUCUCAUGUAUGUAAACUUUGAAGCUCAUCAGUGCCAUCCUCUUUGUAUUACUUGCUUUUUAGCUGGCUCAUAACUAGUUCAAGCACUUCUUUUGUUUAACUUCUCUUAUUUAAUAUAAAGUAAACAGUGUUGAGACCAGUGACAUUGAAAACUA
Dioscorea cayenensis subsp. rotundata (Guinea yam) is the source of this 2240-nucleotide messenger RNA. Its product is annotated as vacuolar-sorting receptor 1-like. The coding region runs from base 131 to 2002 and encodes 623 amino acids. Gene Ontology annotation, molecular function: calcium ion binding. Lineage: Eukaryota; Viridiplantae; Streptophyta; Magnoliopsida; Dioscoreales; Dioscoreaceae. The transcript is spliced from 13 exons. The record is from RefSeq and is a predicted model, not a curated record.